AUCUAAGAUUUUUUUAUAAUUCUUAAAAAUAUUGCUAUAUAAAAUUUUCGUAUUUUGAAAAUCUUAAAAUUAUAUCCGAAAUCAGAUCUGAAAAUACAAGAUGAAAGCGGUGCAAAAUUAAGAAAUAAAGAACAAAAUAUGAGAACUGAGAAAGUAUAAACAGGAGAGGAAACCGGAGAUAAAGAUAUAAUGACUUGGUUCAAUCGUCGUCCUGAAUGUGCAAAUUCUUCUUGGUCGGAUAAUUGGAACAAACGGAAGUAACGCAUUAUUGCUGAAAAUUAAUUUUGCCACAGCAUAAAUAAAAAAUUACUUUAAUAUGCAGAGGUAUGCAAAAGAUUUUUCAUUUUUAAUGACACGUAUUUCUAUACAUUAUAUUUCUCUUCAUCUCUCUCUCUCUCUCUCUCUCUCUCUCUCUCUCUCUCUCUCUCUCUCUCUCUCUCUCUCUCCGAUAGCUUUGGUACCACCUAGUCACUUAAUUUUAUAAUUAUGUUUUUUAAAUUUUAUUCUUCAAUUUUGUGCAAUUUGUUUAGUUUUUAAUUGUUUGUGUUCUAUGUUAUCAUUUUUUAUUUUUAUAUUAUUCUUGUCAUUUUAUUGCUUACUUUUUUCUGUAUUAGUGUUGUAUUAUCUUUCUCGUUUAUGAAAAGCUUAUCCUAGAAUGUCAAUAAUUGCUGUUUAUCUGCCCUUUUCUCUCUCUCUCUUUCUAUUCUUUUUUAAUCAAUAAAAUAUUUUCAGUAACUUAUAUAAAUGUUCUUCUAAAAAAGUUGUUCAUGCGACAUAAUGAAUUUUGUUUUUGCUAAACAGUAUCUUUGACAUUUAAACUGAGAUCUCAGAUUUGCAUAGAAACUACAAAUUAAAUACAGGUCCUCUUUCUCAUAUUUUUGGCACACAAAAAAUGAAAGACGAACAUAUCUCAAAUGGCUGAAAGAAACUCUGAAAAAGAAUUCUCUGAAGAGAAGACUGCUUUUUUUCUUAAAUACGGCAUAGUUUUCUCUUCCAUUUAACACUUGCCACACUUAAAUCGUGUACAGAAACAUCUUCAGUGGCACGUGCCUUCCUUCUUCCGCUUUUGCAAAUAAAUCAUAAAAUAUGUAAAGGUAAAAAAAAGAAUUAUUUUCCUUUCGGAAAGAUUAACGCUUAUCAUUUGUGUAAUACGUACUAAUAAAAAUUAACAACGUAAUACUAUCAGUAAUUUGAGUUCUCCCGACUGUCUCCCCUCAGGGAUGACGAACGAUAAGAGAAGAAUCAGCCUUCUCUCUACCCUUCCUCCGGAAGGGUUAAGCACGGACGUCUCACGUGGCUACGGAAGAAGAAGACGGAGGCGGGCGCGCGAGAAGUAGGUCGGAGAGAAGUCUCGCUCAUACGUUGAUCGGGCGCACGAGGAGCCGCCGGCCGAGCGGCUCCGUCAGUCUCGCGAAGAUAUUCCGGGAGUCAACAGGUGCGAUAGGAGCCAGGGAGCACUCCAGUAAGAGAGCCCCUUCUUCCUCUUUUCUCACGUCACUUUCGUCACGCUUGUCUGAAGGAACCGGAGCGGAGAUACGCGCUAGACGUUUCCUAAUUCACGACGACGACGACAGUCGGUGACAGUUGCAUAUCAUGCAGUCCUGAAGAAAGUAUCUUCGUUUUUCCCCCCGCGGAUCUCGCGCAUCUCUCUCCGCGCCGCCUUGUACUUCUCAUUUAUCACAGAGACUGCGAGAAAAUCCAGGAAACAUGGCGACGAUGAGAAGAUACCAGAUUACUUUUCUUCUGCUUUUUGUGGCUGUGACACUUGACACAUGUCAUGGAGAGUUACCUAAACCAAGCUAUACCAGAACGAUGUUGAAGGUCUCUCGAAGUCUUCCGGGUGAAACGGAAGAGUUGAAAGUGCGAACGAGCGAAGGCAACCUGGCCACUUUAAUUGUCAAACGACGAGAUAAAUCAUCGCCUGCCAACGAUUCGAAGCUUUCGCCAAAACCUGCUCUAGAAGAAGCGAAUUUUACCAUAGAAAAUAAAAGAAAUUUUUCAAUAAAUGCGCAAAAUGAAUCGACGCUUAACGAUGAGAGGAACGAAGCUAAAAGGAAGGACGAGGUUCGUAGACUCGAGAAGGCACAAGUAGAACAGAUCAGGGCGACGUUCUUAAAAUCUUCGGAAUUAAAAAGUGAAAAACCGAACGUCGAUCAAAUUAAUAAGAAAUCGGCAUCUGAUAGAAGUGAUCAAUCUAUCGGUGUAAUCGAUUAUGGGAGUUGGACGCCAGUGGACGCGGACGGAAGGGCUUUGAAGCAAGAGGAAUCGGAAGAAGAGGAGGAGUAUCGAAAUUGGAAACCGUUGCAGACGAAUCUAGAGAGCGCCGUCGAAGAAAAAACGAACUACGACAAGUUGGGUGAGGCUAGAUUCGGCAGCGGUGUCCUAUUCGCCAAGAACCUCCAAGACCGAGCUCAGAGAAACUUCGAGCUUAAUAAUCAAAAUGUGGCAAACGAAGGAACGCUUCAUUAUAUGUAUAUACCUCAUAUAACGUCCACGAGGACGAAUAUUGGUGCCAACCUGUUGAAAAAUCGAGAUGGUAAGGCCGUGCCUCCGGAAGUGAUUGUUCGAUCGGAGAUCAAUGUGAAAACUACGCCGAAGAGAUCGCCCAUGUCACUAGACAUCGACGGUACGCCGAUAAUUCAUGGUACGAGAAUGCCCGACGAACCGAUCGACGAGAUGCAGACCUGGCGAAACGCUCGAGUUAUCAACAACAAGCUAAUAACUCCCGAGAGCACCCUGAUGAUUAGUACGGUGCCUCCUGUUGAGCCUUUCGAUGAUAACGUGGAGAAGAGGCAGAAGUUUGAAAAGUUCUUUAAGGAUGUUAAUCGAAGGUACGGACGCAAUUAUGACGAAGAAGCCCGCAACGUGUACUUCGAGUGGGACCCGAGGAAUUACAAAAAUGAAGCCUUGAAAGCCGAGAUCUACGAGCCACGUAAUGACCAUUAUCGCGCGAGUAUUCAUAAGAGGAUGCUGCAUCCGGACGCCGUCGCGAACUAUCCAAUUUCUCAACGUUACACCCCCGAGAGCCAGACCAUCGCCCCGGUGGCGCUGAAGACCGGCGCCCGCGCGCCGGUUCUCCAGUACGCUCAUCCGGAGUUGGGCGUGCAACCGGCCAAGAUCCUGAAGAACGAGAAACGCCGUCCGGACAAUUUCCCGGAGAGCCAACAUUCAUUCACCGAGCAGCGUCACAAGAAGAAGUACGUGCUGAACAAUAAGAACAUCGUGGACAGUUAUACCACGAAGAACUAUUAUCCGAAUCAGCAUUUUUAUGGUUUGAAGCGACCGUACGAGCCGCCCUUCUGGGUGAAAAUCUCGGAAAAUCUGAAGAAUCAAUUCUCCACCGGAGUAGAGAGGGUCUCGCAGUUCACCAGGCCGGUGAUCGACCCUUUGGUGGAGGCCACUCACAAGAUUUCCCAGAAUCUCGGUCUGUCCAAGGGCAAGGAGGCUCAGGACAAGAUUGACACGGUCGCGACGGGUACCAGUAUCCUGAUACCGGCUCUAGGCCUCGUCGCAUCCGGUGCCGCGCUCGGCAUAGGCGCCGUAGCGGUCGGCCGGUAUCUCGACGUCAACGUUCUGAAGCGAUCGAACGUGGACGACGCUGAUCUGGAGCACAAGCGUGCCUUGGAAGUCGGGGGUUACUUAGGUACGAUCGAGGACGAGAGUCUGAGAUCGAACGAGGCGACGCCGCAGACCCUGUACGUUCUACAGAACGUGCCUCAAGGCGACAAAAUGGGAAACGAGGGUACGAACUCGGCGGAAAGCGACGGGGUCUUCUUGGUUUUGGAGGAGGACAAGCGAAACGCCGAGAGAAUUGAGAAUCGAGAAAGUAAACAGGUGGUGGACGAGGCUGAGUACGUGGAAACCAACAAACGUAGAAGGAGAAGUCUCGACUACCUAGAUAUCUUCAAGACGGACGUGGACAUGAAGAAUUUGAUCCGCAGCAAGCGUUUCCAGAGGAAAGGAGCUGAUUCCAUCAGCGAUAUCGUGGAAAUCGAUCUACCUGCUGGUUCAGAUCGUAUCGGCAUCACCGAAUUCUUGAUUCCGAAGAAGAACCAUGAGAAACAUUUGAGUCAAAAUGCUAUUUUAAUUGUCGAAGACAACUUAAAGAUUCCGUCGGAAAAUCUUCGAGCGGAUACAUCGAAUCAGAAUGUAAACGUCGUGAAGAUGAUCGGUGAUAGUUCAUCGAAUGCGGCCACGAUAAACGAAAAUAAUGAACAGCGAGAAAGAAAGGGGGCCGAGAGUGCUCUUUUCGUGUUGGACAGAGCGCAAGUUCUCGGAGGCAGUCUCGAGAAGGAAACGGUAAACCGAAGACGAAAGCGAAGCGUCGAAAGUGACCAGGAGCUUCUGGACGCGUUGCAGAAUCUGGAGAAUGCGGAAGUGGCGGAAAUCGCUCACAUACCGGGCGAUUGGACGAACACGCCCUGCGCGAAGAGGAUAUUUUGUGACACGAUGAUCCAAAGAGGCUCCGAUGCCUCAGUGCUCAUGGAGAAAAAGAUGGCGGCGUUAUUAAGACUAAUCCAACCUGGAGCUGCCGUACAAGUGUCCAGUCACUUCGAGGAGGUCAUGGACGCCGUCAGGAGACACGAUUGUUCUCGCUUCCUGUGCCCACAGGCGAGACCCGGCAACGUCUUCCUUUAGACACGUCUCAGUAGUUCUCAAAUUGCAUCAUCGACUCUCCUCCCAUAUAAGUUGGCGCUUUUAACUGUAGUUAAGUUUUUCUGAAACAAAAAAAAAAGCAUUUUGUUACAUUUACAUUUGGGUUCGCAAAAAACCUUUUUCCCUUUUUUAUGCUGGAUUAAAAACUACUGUUGCAUCAACAUAUUUUGUUAAGAUAAUUAUCUCGACGAGCUAUGUCAACAAGAAAUCAAGAACGCUGCUGAAAAUCUUAUAUAAGAUUGCGCGAACUCCUCAGCAGCGUCCAACAGCUAACUAAAUAACAAAGAAACGAACAUAAAACAUUUCAUAUAAAAUUAGUUUAAACGUUACUCAAACAUGUCGAUGCUUAGAAAUGCUAAUAACAAAUAAAAAAUUAAUGCCCUUUCCCAAGGCUUGCCGAAUAUAUUAAAUUCAUGUGGUAUACGAAAUAUUUUUUAAUUAAUAAAAAUUUACGAUUUGCGUGAUUGUAAUUAAUUGCAUCUGAAAUCUUCAACGUUACAUUCAAGAAAAUAUUAUGUUAAUUUGUGUUUGCAAUUAUUUUGCAAACACGUUUUCGUCAAAUGCGUUGAGUCAACGCCAAGCCAAAACUGUACAUACUUGCCAUCGAGGCAAUUUUAUUUAAUAUAUAUUCAUAUUUGUCAUUUAGAUAAUUAAGUAUAGAAUUUAAGAGAGAGAAUGUAAGCUCGGCGAGUUGCACGUCUGCAAUUUUUAAAUGUUCACCAUAUCGUGAAAUUUCCUAAUCGUCCUUUAGUGAAUAUUUCCGCCUGUCGCUUCAUCUCAUCUCACUGCUGAUCCUCCGCGUUUCGUAUAUAAAUAAUGUCGUACGUGAAGUAUAAUUUAUAUCGACGCGCUGAGUGAUCAGAAACGUUGCUUACAUGCGAAUAUUAUUAAUUCAAAGAAAGAAAGAAACGUCGCCAGGUGUCACGAGAAUGUAUUUAUUUAAAUACGUAUAUAUACGAAGAUAUCGUGUUUGUAUAAGUUAACGAAUAAAUGAUAUUUUUUAUGACGA
This is a messenger RNA of Monomorium pharaonis (pharaoh ant), 5665 nucleotides long. RefSeq lists its product as uncharacterized. The transcript is spliced from 4 exons. NCBI's taxonomy places the organism in Eukaryota, Metazoa, Arthropoda, Insecta, Hymenoptera, Formicidae. Bases 1708 to 4638 code for a protein of 976 amino acids. The record is from RefSeq and is a predicted model, not a curated record.